AUGGAACAACCCCGGCCAGGAUACCUCGCGCCUGUGAGCAGCAGCCUCGACUCGCGCUCAUCCGCCUCGACCCCCGCCGACUCUUCGCCCUUCCUCAAUCCGGCGACCAAGGAGGUCUACAACACGUAUGCUGCGUCUUCGGCCGAGCCAGCGCGCCCCCUCCUUCGUCGCCCGUUGGUGUGGUUGGCUGCCGGUGCCACCAUCGCGGCCAUCGCCCUCGCCGUCGUGCUCCCGGUCUACUUUGUGGUCAUCAAGCCUCACGACUCAACCUCCUCAUCCUCUAGCGGCCCAAACAGCAGCAGUGACAACGGCGCGUCGGGAAACAACUCGAACCCUGACUCGAGCUCGAACCCGACUCGUGCGAUCACCACCGGGGGUGACGGAAGCACGGUGACGAAGGAGGACGGGACGACGUUCACGUAUGUGAACCCGUUCGGUGGCUACUGGGUUUCCGAUCCCAAGAAUCCUUUCAACAACUCAGCCAAGGCAAAUUCCUGGACGCCCGCGCUCAGCGAGACCUGGAAGUGGGGCGAGGACCGCAUCUGGGGUGUCAACCUCGGUGGUCUCUUCGUCCUCGAGCCGUUCAUCGUUCCUGCGCUAUACGAGCAGCACGUUGGCGCCGUUGAUGAGUGGACCCUCUCUCAACUCCUCGGGGAUUCGCUCAACGCGACACUUACCAACCACUACGAAACGUUCAUCACCGAAGAGGACAUCGCUCAAAUCGCCGGCGCCGGUCUCAACUGGAUUCGUCUCCCCAUUCCCUUCUGGGCGAUCGAGGCUUGGGAUAAUGUGGGCGCUGACCCCACUACCGGCCAAACAGUUGCGGAGCCGUUCCUCGCCAAGGUCUGCUGGCAAUACAUUCUUCGCGUCCUUGGCUGGGCCCGCAAAUACGGAAUCCGGGUUAACCUUGACCUUCACACUGCGCCCGGUUCGCAGAAUGGGUACAACCAUUCAGGCAAGAUCGGCGCAAUUAACUGGAUGAAGUCUGUUAUGGGCCUCGCCAACGCGGAGCGAACGCUCGACUACAUCCGUAUCAUCACCGAGUUUAUCUCCCAACCUGAGUGGCGCGAUGUUGUCCCGAUGUUCGGCAUGCUCAACGAACCAUAUCUGAACAAGGUUGGCACCCAGGAGGUUGAGACUUUCUACCUCAAAGCGUACGAAACCAUUCGUGGGAUUACAGGCACUGGUGCAGGCAACGGUCCCCUCAUUGCCAUGCACGAUGGUUUCGCGGGCACUUCUUCGUGGGCCGGGUUCCUUGCCGGUGCCGAUCGUCUCGCCCUCGAUACGCACCCCUACUUCGCGUUCAACGGUAACGCGAACCGUCAACCGGUGAACGUCUCCGCGACGGGCAACUCGGCCAUUAUGGGUGGUCAGUGGCCGCUCCAGGCUUGCAACGCUUGGGGCUCAGGCAUGAACACCUCUCGCUCUGCGUUUGGAAUCACCGUCGCGGGUGAGUUUUCGAACGCGUUCAACGACUGUGGCCUUUUCGUGCGCGGUAUCACCUCCACCGGUGCCGGCAAUCCCGCCAUGUACGGUGACGGCUGUGACUACUGGUCCAACACUGCGAACUGGUCGGACGCGGACAAGGCGGGCGUCAAGGCGUUCGCGCUCGCUUCGAUGGAUGCCCUCGGUGAUUACUUCUUCUGGACCUGGAAGAUCGGGAACUCGUCCGCCAGUGGCAACGUCGCUGCCCCACUUUGGUCGUACCAACUCGGCCUUCAACAGGGCUUCAUGCCCACGGACCCUCGUGAGGCCGUGGGCGUUUGCGGAUCCCUCAGCGGCGCGGACAGCAACCCGUUCGACGGCAACUAUGCUGCCGCUGCUACCGGCGGCUCCGGCGCUGGCACGAUCACCUACAACACCGCGUCACUGGCGUGGCCUCCGGCCCAGUUCACCGACGUCGCGGCGGCGGACAUGACCCGCAUUCCGCAGUAUACCCCCACGGGCACAGUCGCGACCCUCACCGCGCCCACGUUCUACCCGAGCGCGACGGUGAGCCUCGGGGACGGCUGGGCGGACGCGCAGGACACUGUUGGUGGGAUCACUCCCAUCUCAGGCUGUGCGUACCCCUUCGCGUGGGACGCCGAGUCAGCGACGAUCCCCGCGGCAGGGUGCACGCCCGCGCCGUGA
Molecule: messenger RNA, 2130 nt
Organism: Epithele typhae
Lineage: Eukaryota; Fungi; Basidiomycota; Agaricomycetes; Polyporales; Epitheliaceae
Product: glycoside hydrolase
Exons: 5
Coding region: 1-2130 (709 amino acids)
Biological process (GO): glucan catabolic process
Cellular component (GO): extracellular region; cell surface
Molecular function (GO): beta-glucosidase activity
Source: RefSeq, a predicted model, not a curated record